AUGGAUUACAGCAGUGAAGAAGAAUUUGAUAAUUAUAUCAAUGAGCACGAUGAGCACAGUAUAAUAAAUACCAGAAAAGUGAUAUGGGAUUUUCAAGAUCCCUUUGAUUACUACAGUUCGGAAGAAUUCCGUCGACGCUACAGGUUUACCAAAGAUGUGGUACAUUUUGUACUCUUGCCAUUGAUAAAUAAAGACUUGGAGAAAUUAACCGCAAGAGGUCUUCCAGUCCCACCUUUAUAUCAGCUACUAGUGUCUCUAAGAUUUUAUGCUUCUGGAAGUUUUCAGAUGAUUACUGGAGACCUCAUAAGUAUCAGUCAACCAACAGUCUCAAGAAUUGUCAAAAGGGUGUCUCAUCUGUUUUGUUUAAAAGUACAGGAAUUCAUCAAAUUUCCCAACAACCUUCAAAGAAUUAAAGAAGACUUUUAUGUGAUAGCCUCUUUUCCUGGGAUAAUAGGAGCUGUUGAUGGUACUCACAUCCCAAUUCAAAACCCUGGUGGGCCAUAUGCAGAAGUAUUUAGGAAUCGAAAAAAAUUCUUCUCAAUCAAUACUCAGGUUGUAUGUGGACCAAAUUUAGAGAUUUUUGAUAUUGUUGCUGACAGACCUGGGUCAGUACAUGACAAUAGAAUAUUUCUAGCAUCCAGUUUAAAGCGAAAAAUGGAACAAGGUAUUAUAGAUGGCAUACUUUUAGGAGAUAGUGGAUAUGGCUGUCAAAGAUAUUUACUGACACCAGUGGCACAACCCGAAAACAAUUCGGAAGAAAAUUAUAAUAAGGCACAUAUUAAAACCCGGAACACAGUGGAAAGAACUAUAGGCGUGUGGAAGAGAAUAUUUCCUUGCCUAUCUAAAAAGAUGGCAACAAAUUUGACAACAUCAUGCAAUGUUAUUGUUGCUACUGCAGUACUGUACAAUAUAUGCAGGGCUCAUGGUGUUAUUGAGCAUAUUGAACCUGAUAACAGGAAUAUACAAAGAACUACGAGGAAUGUUCAACAGUCAAGAGAAACUAGAGAAGGUUUACUUUUUAGAAGACUUUUCAUAUCUCGUCACUUUUGA
Amyelois transitella is the source of this 1050-nucleotide messenger RNA. Its product is annotated as putative nuclease HARBI1. The transcript has 2 exons. NCBI's taxonomy places the organism in Eukaryota, Metazoa, Arthropoda, Insecta, Lepidoptera, Pyralidae. The record is from RefSeq and is a predicted model, not a curated record. The coding region runs from base 1 to 1050 and encodes 349 amino acids.